Messenger RNA from Zonotrichia leucophrys gambelii, 966 nucleotides. Its product is annotated as 11-beta-hydroxysteroid dehydrogenase 1-like. Lineage: Eukaryota; Metazoa; Chordata; Aves; Passeriformes; Passerellidae. Gene Ontology annotation, molecular function: 11-beta-hydroxysteroid dehydrogenase (NADP+) activity; steroid binding. The coding region runs from base 70 to 966 and encodes 298 amino acids. The transcript has 6 exons. Gene Ontology annotation, cellular component: intracellular membrane-bounded organelle; endoplasmic reticulum membrane. The record is from RefSeq and is a predicted model, not a curated record. Gene Ontology annotation, biological process: steroid catabolic process.
AGCAGCUCUGCACAGGGGUUUUUGUUCCUUCCUUCUCUCUCCUGCUGCAUUUCCUGGCUCCACGGUGGGAUGGGUCGGUUGCAAAAGAUUCUCAUUCCCUUCCUGGGACUGGUUUUGGCCUUCUGGUUCUAUUCUGCGAGGGACGCCUUCAAACCGGAGAUGCUCCGGGGCAAGCGGGUGAUCGUGACGGGAGCCAGCACGGGCAUCGGGGAGCAGAUGGCAUAUCACCUGGCACGGAUGGGCGCCCACGUCCUGCUCACGGCACGCACAGAGCCCAGGCUGCAGAGUGUGGUGCGGCGCUGCCUGGAGCUGGGCGCAGCCUCGGCGCGCUUCGUCAGCGGCUCCAUGGAGGACACGGCCUUCGCCCAGCGCGUGGUGAGGGAGGCACAGACAGUGCUGGGAGGCCUUGACAUGCUGAUCCUGAACCACGUUGGUGCGUCCUACUUUGGCUUUUUCGAUGGGGACGUUGAGCACGUCCGGAAGCUGCUGGAAAUCAACUUCCUCAGCUACGUGGCCAUGGCCACGUCAGCCCUGCCCAUGCUGAAGGAGAGCGAGGGCAGCAUCGUGGUGGUUUCAUCCAUGGCAGGUAAAGUCGGGUUCCCCUUUACCGCCCCCUACUCUGCGACUAAGUUUGCCCUGGAUGGAUUUUUCAGCUCCCUGAGGCAGGAGUUCACCAUUCAGAACAUAAAUGUCUCCAUCACGCUCUGCAUCCUCGGCUUCAUCGAUACAGACCGCGCGGUGCGCGCUGCCGCGGAGGUGCUGCAGGAGCGGCCGGCGCCGCGGGACGAGUGCGCGCUGGAGAUCCUCAAGGGCGCGGCGCUGCGCCGGAGGGAGCUCUACUACCGCUACAGCUCCACGCGGCUGCCGCUGCUGCUGCGGGACUGCGCCGCGGAGCUGCUCGAUUACCUGGUGCGGAGCCGCUACCGCCUGCCCGCCGCGCCCGCCGCCCCCCGCCCGCCGCUCUGA